Asparagus officinalis (garden asparagus) is the source of this 1289-nucleotide messenger RNA. RefSeq names its product zinc finger CCCH domain-containing protein 32-like. Lineage: Eukaryota; Viridiplantae; Streptophyta; Magnoliopsida; Asparagales; Asparagaceae. Bases 201 to 1274 code for a protein of 357 amino acids. The record is from RefSeq and is a predicted model, not a curated record. Gene Ontology annotation, molecular function: metal ion binding; mRNA binding. The transcript is spliced from 6 exons.
UGUAUAAGCUACUGUAAUCAGAAAAGAUCAAGGGCGACUGGAAACAAUAAUUAAAAAAAAACGUACUUUAAAUAGAAACAAAAAUUCAUUUAAAAAAAGGGGGAAAAAAGGAGAGGAAAGCAAGCCAAACUCCAUUCCGUCGUCAAUCUCUCCUCUGUAUUACGCUUCUAGAAUCUUCCUGAACGUUCUAGAAACCCUAAAUGGUACGGUUCAGUCGGAGCGCCGCCGUGGAUGGGAUCCACCCCGAUCCAAGCACCGGCCUUGAAGGUUAUAGUUACUCUGCUGACUGGCUUUGUUUGGGGGAUUUUGCGUUUUUGGCAGGAUCGAUGGGGCGAUUGGGAUUGGGCAGUAACAGCAGUGAGGAUUGGGUGUACCCAGAAAGACCCGGCGAGCAGGACUGCAGUUUCUUUAUUCGAAAUGGAUGCUGUGCUUUUGGAGGGAGGUGUAGAUAUAAUCACCCUCGUGACCGUUGUGUUGAAAGCAAUGCUGCAAAACUUGGUGGUUCUGAGUAUCCAGAGCGUGUUGGUCAGCCUGUUUGUGAGUUCUUUUUGAAGACCGGAAAAUGUAGGUUUGGCCCACUUUGCAAAUACCAUCACCCGAAGCAUGGAGUUGGAUCAGUUUUGUUGAAUAAUAGUGGAUAUCCUCUGCGGCAGGGUGAGAGAGAAUGUUCCUAUUAUGUCAAAACGGGGCAAUGCAAGUUUGGUUCUGCCUGUAAAUUCGAUCAUCCACAGCCAAUUAGUCCCUCUAUUCAGUCACCACCACCUGCAACUUAUCCAAUGGUGCAACCUCCUUUUGUUCCUCCAUCUCAGCCGUACCCAUCUUUACCCAGUUGGCAAGUGGGAAACCCUUCAAUAUCACCAACAUCUUGUAUGCCCGGUUUUUAUGGUCCUAUCUUGGUCUCUCCCAGCAUUGUUCCAGUUCCUGGAUGGAGUCCUUACGAGCAACCUGUAAGCCCUGUGGUGUAUCCUUGCGGGCAACAAAUGGUUCAAGCAGGACUAUCAUAUCCGGUCCAUUAUCAGUCUUCUCCAACAUCAGCUUAUCCUGGACCUUAUCUCCCAAUAUCAUCCUCCACUAGACCUUCAAGCGUUCACCAGAAAGUGCCAGAGGGACAGGGGAAAACUGUCUGCCAGUACUACAUGAAGACGGGGAUUUGUAAGUUUGGAAACAUGUGUAAAUAUCAUCAUCCGCCAACCAUGCGCUCUUCAUAUGCAAAUGGCAAUACUAGUCCUGUUAGUAUACAUCUUCAUCAGGUAUCUAUCUUCACUGACAGCUAAUUACUUCUUUUCUGC